ACCUUCCCCCCCCCUCCCCCCCCCCCCCCCCCCCCCCGGCCAGGAGCGCAGCCGCCGCCGAGUCCUCUCAGCCCAGCGCUCCGCCCGCCGCCGCAGCCCGGCCGCGAGCGCCAAGCGGGGAGCGCUGGCCCGGCAUCUCCGCACCUUCCGGGCCGCGUGCCGACUGCAGUGGGCAUGGGGGGCUGCUGAGAGCCGCCACUCCUCCCCUCUGACGCCUCUCCCGGCCACUGGCCACUGGACUCCUGCCAGCGAGCCUCGGCCACCUCUGGCCACCAGUCCUGCGCGUGGCACGGCCCUGCGCUCUGCCCUCCGUCUCUGAGCAUCGUGUCCCCCGCCCUCCCCGCCCGCGCCCGGGACACCUGGGUCCCCCGGCGGCCCCUAGGAAAGGGGCGGGCGGGGGGGGGGCAUGAAGCCGCUGGAGAAAUUUUUAAAGAAGCAGACGUCGCAGCUGGCGGGGCGAACGGUGGCAGCAGGUCCCGGCGGGGGCCCCGGGGGCUGCAGCGGGCCUGGAGGGGGCGGCGGACCUGGCGGGGGCGGGGGUCCAGCGGGAGCGCCGCGGCCUCUGCAGCGACGGCAGAGCGUGUCUCGUCUGCUGCUCCCCGCUUUCCUCCGGGAGCCCCCCGCCGAGCCCGGGCUGGAGCCGCCCCCCGAGGAAGAAGGGGAAGAACCCGCGGGGGUCGCGGAGGAGCUAGGCAGCGGGGGGCCCUGUUGGCUGCAGCUAGAGGAGGUGCCUCCAGGACCCGGGUCGCUCGGGGGAGGGGGACCCCUGCGCUCCCCUUCCUCGUACUCCUCGGAUGAGCUGUCCCCAGGCGAGCCCCUGACUUCACCGCCCUGGGCUCCCCUGGGCGCCCCCGAGCAGCCCGAGCAUCUUCUGAACCGGGUUCUGGAGAGACUGGCCGGAGGGGUCACCAGGGAUAGCGUCGCCUCAGAUAUUCUGCUGGAUGACAUUGUCCUUACACAUUCUCUCUUCCUUCCCACGGAGAAAUUCCUGCAAGAGCUACACCAGUACUUUGUUUGGGCAGGAGGUAUGGAAGGCCCUGAGGGGCUGGGCCGGAAGCAGGCCUGUCUGGCCUUGCUCCUUCAUUUUUUGGACACCUAUCAGGGGCUCCUGCAGGAAGAAGAAGGGGCUGGCCGGAUCAUCAAGGACCUGUACCUGCUGAUUAUGAAGGAUGAGUCCCUUUACCAGGACCUCCGAGAGGAUACACUGAGGCUACACCAACUUGUGGAAACAGUAGAGCUAAAGAUCCCAGAGGAGAGCCAGCCACCAAGCAAGCAGGUGAAGCCACUUUUCCGACACUUCCGCCGGAUAGACUCCUGCCUUCAGACCCGAGUGGCCUUCCGGGGCUCUGACGAGAUCUUCUGCCGGGUCUACAUGCCUGACCACUCUUAUGUGACCAUACGUAGCCGCCUCUCAGCAUCUGUGCAGGACAUUCUGGGCUCAGUGACUGAGAAACUUCAGUACUCCGAAGAGCCUGCAGAACGUGAGGAUUCCCUCAUCCUAGUUGCUGUGGCCUCUUCUGGAGAGAAGGUCCUUCUCCAGCCAACUGAAGACUGUGUCUUUACCACACUGGGAAUCAACAGUCACCUGUUUGCUUGCACCCAGGACAGCUAUGAGACCCUGGUACCCCUUCCUGAGGAGAUCCAGGUCUCCCCUGGAGACACGGAGAUCCACCGAGUAGAGCCAGAGGAUGUUGCCAACCACCUUACUGCCUUCCACUGGGAGCUGUUCCGCUGUGUACAUGAGCUGGAGUUUGUGGACUAUGUGUUCCACGGGGAGCGCGGCCGUCGGGAGACCGCCAACCUGGAGCUGCUGCUGCAGCGCUGCAGCGAGGUCACGCACUGGGUGGCCACCGAAGUGCUGCUCUGCGAGGCCCCUGGCAAGCGCGCACAGCUGCUCAAGAAGUUCAUCAAGAUCGCAGCCAUCUGCAAGCAGAACCAGGACCUGCUGUCCUUCUAUGCCGUGGUCAUGGGACUGGACAACGCUGCGGUCAGCCGCUUGCGGCUCACGUGGGAGAAGCUUCCAGGGAAAUUCAAGAACUUAUUCCGCAAAUUUGAGAACCUGACCGACCCCUGCAGGAAUCACAAAAGCUACCGAGAAGUGAUUUCCAAGAUGAAACCACCCGUGAUUCCUUUUGUGCCUCUCAUCCUCAAAGACCUGACUUUCCUGCAUGAGGGGAGUAAGACCCUGGUAGAUGGUUUGGUGAACAUUGAGAAGCUGCAUUCAGUGGCCGAAAAAGUGAGGACAAUCCGCAGAUACCGCAGCCGGCCCCUUUGCUUGGAGAUGGAGGCAUCCCCCCACCACCUGCAGACCAAGGCUUAUGUGCGCCAGUUCCAGGUCAUCGACAACCAGAACCUCCUCUUUGAGCUCUCCUACAAGCUGGAGGCUAAUAGUCAGUGAGAACUGGGGGUACUGCUCACCCCUCCACAGGGUCCUUGGACACCUGGCACUCAAGCACUUUGAACGAUGUCCCAACCCACGUCUUACCUCUUCCCUGGAGCAACUUCCCAUCCACCAAGGAAACUGUUGGGUGAAUUCAUCCCUGGGCUUAUGCCCUAUUCAUCUCUCUGAAGUCUGCCCCUUGCUCUCCUUCAAGUCCAAACCCCAGCUGGUUCCUGCCCUCAAGUGGGAAAGGGGGUUGAGAGCUCCUCCCUUUGUCCCCUUGCUUUGAGUUGUGUUCCAGAGAUGGAGUUUACAGCCACUUUUUCAGGAGCAGGAAGGAAAGUUGCCCACCCUCAGCUCACCGAUCAGAAUUGUGGGAGAGACUGGCACCCUUCCUGUCUACCACCUGUCUGACUUCUCCCUGGUCUGACCUCCCUUGGAUGUACCCCCUAGAAAAUUAUGUUGUGUGUGUGUAUGUGUGUGUGUGUGUGUACUUAUAAGGAGUAAGUGCUGUGGUAAUUGAGGGAGGGUGUUGUGUAUACUGUGUGUGUGCACAGACGUCCUUCUGUUUGGUGCUACCCUUGUCUUCUCUACCCUGGGACAUUGCAGGGUGCUCUCCUCACCCCCACUGCUCCCUACUGCCCUACAUGUCCAGGCUUGUGGGUGAAGUUGCUGGCAGGGGCAGGGAGCAGCAGUAGGUGGGAGGGGUUACCUGUCAGCCCUUGCAAGUCCCCCGCCCCCUCAGGCCCCCCAAAGUCCUUAGGUAGGCUUCAUCAAGAGGGUAAAAGUUGCUCAGGGAAACACAGGCCUCAGUUGCCUCCAAGACCCUCCUGCUGCAGUGCAGUGAGGUGGGGGCAGGGAGGCAGUCUCAUGAGUUGGGGUGCCUGCUGCUCAUAGUCCUGCUUUCUGAAGUGUCUCACUGCUGAGAAGGGAGUGAGUUGUCACCCCCUUCUGGCUCUUGUGUCUUGACACCAACUACAUGGUACCUUCUCUCCUCCCUGUCUUGAUUCUCUUUUUGUCCUCCCCAUCAACCAUCAAUGCUGGGGUGGGAUUAAACCCCAUAUACCAGGGGUAGGCAGCCCCCAAAAGUAGGGGGGAGGGGUGACAGAGACUAUAAAGGCAACACUGGACUCCGGAAGAUGCCUUUACUACCCUCUUUGUCUCCUCUCCCAUUCCCAUCACUAGCCUCCAGGGUUUGAGGGGUGCAGGGGCUCUUGGCAGCUACUGAGCGAGGUUUCCUGACACAUCCUCCCCCUCCUUUGUGGAACUACCCCUUUCCCUUCUGAAGACGCAGCCACAGCAGCAAAGAGCAGUGGCCACUCCAGCUCUGAGGGUGUAUAUAUGUUUUUACCAAAAACUCUGGAAUUGUAAAUUUAUUUUUUAAAACCAAAAGAGGGAAAGAGUCUUGUAUCAUAUGUAAAGAUUGUAUCAUAUGUCCUGUUGUACAGUCCCUUUUAUAACAUGGUCUGUUUUGUUCCUGCUACCAAAAAACAGCCUACUCACCACCACCCCAUAGACACAGAUGGGCAACCCACCCCCCCACCCCCGCUCCCUGCCUCCUUUCUGCAACUGCUGAGGCAUCUUACUCCUCCUGACCCCUCAUUCCAGCCCUAACACUGGACACUACUGGUCCAGUCUUGGCACCUGCCCUGCUGCCUCCCAGAGGACCCUAGGCCCCCUCCCCACAUCCUGCAGCUUUAACAGAGUAAACCAUGUGUGCUGUACAGGCUCAGUUCUCAUCACAAAAACCACCAGGGAGGAAAAAAAAUCUGAUAAAAGUCUAUGAAUCAACCCUCCUGCUGCUCUCCAUUCUGUUUCUUUGAGACUGGGGAAGGGCUGAGCUCUGGGUUUCUUAAGUAGGGCAGGACUGUAGUGACUUUGAAAAUAUGGAUGACAGCAGCCCAGGAGGUAAUACAGAGGGUAAAGCAUUGGAUUCUCAAGCAUGAGAUCUCAACUUUGAUUGCCAGGUUUGAUCACUGGCAUUGCAUGUGCCAGAGUCAUUCUCUGGUUCUCUCUCUCUCUCCUUUCCCUUGCUAAUAAAUAAAUAAAUAAAUAAAUAAAUAAAUAAAUAUUUUUUAAAAAUUGUGGAUGAGAGGAAAGAUCCUAACCUUAUGAGAUAUAUCCUAUAACACCUGGAGCUUUGGUGAAUAAAUGAGUUAGGUCUAAUGUGA
Molecule: messenger RNA, 4551 nt
Organism: Erinaceus europaeus (western European hedgehog)
Lineage: Eukaryota; Metazoa; Chordata; Mammalia; Eulipotyphla; Erinaceidae
Gene: RAPGEFL1
Product: Rap guanine nucleotide exchange factor like 1
Exons: 15
Coding region: 407-2398 (663 amino acids)
Biological process (GO): Ras protein signal transduction; positive regulation of GTPase activity
Cellular component (GO): plasma membrane
Molecular function (GO): guanyl-nucleotide exchange factor activity
Source: RefSeq, a predicted model, not a curated record